Esox lucius (northern pike) is the source of this 9347-nucleotide messenger RNA. It is a transcript of the gene smcr8a, whose product is annotated as Smith-Magenis syndrome chromosome region, candidate 8a. The transcript is spliced from 6 exons. Gene Ontology annotation, cellular component: guanyl-nucleotide exchange factor complex. Bases 484 to 3720 code for a protein of 1078 amino acids. Lineage: Eukaryota; Metazoa; Chordata; Actinopteri; Esociformes; Esocidae. The record is from RefSeq and is a predicted model, not a curated record. Gene Ontology annotation, molecular function: GTPase activator activity.
UGUAAGUAAAUGACCAGAGGAGUAAAGAUGGCGUUGGUCGGGAUGUGGAUUUUAAAUGAAUGCUUUUAACUGUAUUUGAUAGUAACGUGACGUUAUUUUAUCAUUGCAUGACGGUCAUCUGACUAUAUAACCCGGUAACGGAGCACACUUCCAGGAUGACCAAUGGGUCUUUGGUGGUGAUCGGGAAACGGACGCAUUCCUUUUCGCAUUGUCUGUUUGCUAGCUAGCUGUCUGACGUCGCUACUGUACGGGGGCCGGAGCGCGUAAGACAGUCAGCGGGAUAACUGCUAUUAUCCAGCAGCAGACCUCGUUGACAGAUAAGUGGUGACAGACAGGUAUGCAUAUAGAGAGACAGGAAUCGGUUAAGUCUCAGUCGGUUGAGGGACACAGAUAAGGACAGGCUGGCAGCUGAACAAGCUUAUGGACUUUCUCUGAUGUCUAAGCUGAAACGUUAACCCCAGACUCCGGUCUCAUCUAGUGAAUAUGAUUGGUUCUCCAGACGUGGUGGCGUUCACCAAGGAGGAUGAUUUUGGGGACGGUGGGUACUCUGACCCAUGGGUGGUCCCAGAGGAGUUCUCUGUGCCUCUCUUCCCACAGGCUAACAACGCCAACCCCUGGGCUAAAACAUCCUACGCCAAGUUCACCAAGGACUUCAUCCUCAUAUCAGAGUUCUCUGAGCAGGUGGGCCCCCAACCUCUGCUGACCAUCCCAGAUGACCCUAAAGUGUGUGGGACCUUUGACCUCAACUACUUCAGUCUGAGGAUCAUGUCUGUGGACUACCAGGCCUCAUUCGUAGGACACCCUCCUGGCAGUGGGUACCCACGCCUCAGUUUUGUGGAGGACUCCCGUGUGGUGCUGGGUGACUCUAAAGAGGGGGCGUUUGCCUACGUUCACCACCUGACGCUGUACGACCUGGAGGCCCGUGGCUUCGUCCGUCCCUUCUGCAUGGCCUACGUCUCCGCUGACGAGAAGAAGAUCAUGCUCCAAUUCGAGGAGCUGUCGCUCCGCUUCUCCCGUGCCUCAGAGUGCCUGAAGACCGGAAACCGUCGGGCCUUCGCCCGCGAGCUGCAGAGGAAGCUGAGAGACUUGGAUUACACACGAUCUGUCCUGCAGAAGGAGGAGGGGUUACAGAGAGAGGCGGGGCCACAGGGUUGUUACUCCGCCCACGUGGUGGAGAAAGCCAACGAGCUGGCAGCGGUGGAGAAGAGCAUCUACGAGCACCGGGACCUGCUGAGGCAGAUCACAUCGUACCCGCUGCGGCCCCGCCGGGACCCCCACGCCGCACACUGUCAGCACUGUGUGACGGAGUCGCGGAGGCACACCGACACACACGGGCCACACACUCCACACACACCCCCCGACUGUGGCCCGGGGUCGCGGGGGGAGCAGGGCGAGAGGAGGCAGUCCUACACUCCCCAGCUGAUCAAGGGCAAGUCGGCCAAGUGCUUCGACAAGCGCCUGAAGACGCUGACGGAGCUGUGCGAGGAGAGCUUCUACGGCGCCACUGUGGAACUGCUCACUGACACCGAGCGGUGUUUCCGGGGGGACCUGUGCUACCUGCACACCCGCCGCCUGGACCGGGCGCUCCGCAGGAAACAGAACGUCACCAACUUCCUGUUCGAGGAGGAGCUGGGAGAGGAGGAGGAGGAGGUGGCGGCGCUCGGACGGAUCUUCUGCUCUCUGACACACACGACGGGGACGGACUCGCACAACCCUUUCGUCGUGUUGUGUCCCGUGCCACUGGAGCCCGGGGAGGUCCUGGAGGAGAACCCAGCCGGCCCUGCUAGCUUUGCCCAGCAGAGGGAGGACCUGCUUGGGGAGGAGAGGCUGGAAUCGACGCUGUCCGACCUGACCAUGGAGACCCAGGACCAGGAGAGCUCUGAAGAGAACAAGGACAGUUUCGGCAGUGACAGGAGUGGAGGAGAGGAGCCAGGAGGAGAGGGAGUUGGAGAGGGAAAAGCAGGAGAUGUAGAAGGGGAGGAGAGAGAGGAGGGAAAAGGAGUAGGGCACCCUGAUUCUAACCCUGCAGAGAAGGAGAGCAGCAGUGAGGAUGGAGGUAGCAGUCCAGGGGAGGAGGACGGAGGAGAGGAGGAGGACCAAUCCCCUGUCUUUCUGUUGGAGGAGGAGGCAGGGAGGAGGAAGACAGAACGUGUUUGUGAGCCUGAGGCAGGGACUGAGGGAGGCUCAGAGGCUCUGGUCCAGAUGGAUACAGCCUGCUGCAUGUCCCAGGAGGGCUUCCUCUACGACCCGUCUCCCCCAGACAUGCUGCCUGGUCCUGGGCUUGGCCCAGGCUCUCUGCCCCUACCUUUGGUGGUCAACCAGGAGCCCCAGGCCAUGCUGCCUGUCCAGGGGGCCUAUGGCCUGGGCUCUCCCCGCUGCCUGAGCCCUGGGGCUGGGCUGGACCUGUCUGUGCCCUCCCUGGGCUCCGACUGUACCAUGUCAGCCUCCACAGGGUCGGAGCAGACCGGCUCUCCUCUUGGGUAUGGGGGCGUGGUCACGCUGCGACAAAGGAAGAAGGCGGGCCAGGGGGCACUCAGGUUUGUGCGUCAGUACCCGUUUGCCCUUCAGGCUCUGUGGUCGCUGCUAAGUGGUCGGACCCUGGUGGUCCUUGGGUCAGAGGAGGGGAGGGUCCGGAGGCUGGUGUCCGCUCUAGCCCUCUACGUCCCUGGGCCAGGACGCUGUGGGGAGAGGGUCCAGCCAUGGCUCUCCUGCCAAUUCAGUCUCACUGACUUGCAGAGGUGGAAACUCAUCGGACUGCAGAGGAUGGGCUCACCAGUGGGGACCAGCAUGCUUUGCUCCCUGUCUCGCUACAGUCGCUACAUCUCUGUCCUUGACGCCGACCAGAAGACGCUUCGUUGCCCCGGCUACCGCGGGAACCUCCUUUCCAACAUGGCGGACCACCGCACACACCUCCGGCGUGGCUCCACCUACUUCCUGCACCUACAGAGCAUGCUCAGUAGCAUGGCGGCCCGGGCCUUCCUCCUCAGCUUCACUCACCACCUCCACCUACCCAUCGUCGCCAAUGAAACGAGACGAGAGGUAGAGGAGAGGAGGCGGGGCUUCCUGAAAGAUCAGCUGGGGCUGACCGACGACGACUGUCGAAUACUGCUGUACCUCAGUCACCUGAUCACACAGCGCUACCUGGAGACGGAAACUGGGGGCGCUGUCAAGACACGCCCCAGCCUAGAGGCUAACAGCACAUCUGUUACCACGCAGCAGGACCCAGUGUCUGUAACCACACGUGACCAUGCCACUGGAGGCGCGGCAACCCCAGGAGAAUACCUUGACGCUGACGCUGGGGGCACUACCACACAACUGGACCUGGAAUCUGUGAGAAUAUUAGAACCUGCCACUGUGGUAAUCUCAGAGCCGUGCCUGGACCCUGCUAACGGAGGCGAUGCCACCCGAGAGCAGAACAGGAACCCUGCCCCUGAGGGCACUGUAACCCCAGAGCAGUACCUGGACUCUGCCACUGGGGGCGCCCAAACCCCAGAGCAGUACCUGGACCCGGCCACUGGGGGCGCCAAAACCCCAGAGCAGUACCUGGAACCUGCCACUGGGGGCGCCAAAACCCCAGAGCAGUACCUGGACCCUGCCACUGGGGGCGCCAAAACCCCAGAACAGUAUCUGGACCCUGCAACAUCUCUGUCUGCCACUAGACGGAAGGUUCCAUCCAGCUUCACCUUUAACUACACCACCAGCCAAGUAUUCAAAAUCUAACCUGAAACACCUGGCAUCACUGAUCUCAGUGGGUUUUUCAUGAACGACUGGUGUGUCCCUCUGCAUAGUAACUGGAGAGUUCGAGGGUGUGAAGUGAAUGUAUUGAAUAUCAGUCACCAAGAGUUGGUCUUUGGUCUAAGAGAAAACUCUGUGUGUGUGUGUGUGUGUGUGUGUGACGAUCAUGAUGCAUGUGUGUCUAGUGCCGUUCCGCCUUUUUUGCAUGUUGUCCAUAGAAACACAGUAUUACUACAGUACUACUAAAAUAUUACUACUGUAUUACAAUAGUACUACUACAGUAUUACUAUAGUACUACAACACUGGCUGGCGGCAUCCACGGUGUCCAUAGCAACCAUGGGACAUCGACUGCUUGGACACUUUUUAAGCUACUAAAUGUGACGUACUGCACAGUUGUCUAAACGUUGUCUGAAGGUUCUAAGUUUGUAAGAGUGUUGUGCUGUCGGCAUGAGGGUGUAACAGGUGUUAGCCUUUAAAUGUUGAGACAAGGACUAUUCACAGAGACAUUUUACAGACAUACAUUCACAGAGACCUAUUACAAACAGACAUUCAUAGAGACAUAUUACAGACAGACAUUCAGAGACAUAUUACAGACAGACAUUCACAGAGACCUAUUACAGACAGACAUUCAUAGAGACAUAUUACAGACAGACAUUCAGAGAGACCUAUUACAAACAGACAUUCACAGAGACCUAUUACAGACAGACAUUCAUAGAGACCGAUUACAGACAGACAUUCACAGAGACCUAUUACAAACAGACAUUCAGAGACAUAUUACAGACAGACAUUCACAGAGACCUAUUACAGACAGACUUUCAUAGAGACAUAUUACAGACAGACAUUCACAGAGACCUAUUACAAACAGACAUUCACAGAGACCUAUUACAAACAGACAUUCACAGAGACCUAUUACAGACAGACAUUCACAGAGACCUAUUACAGACAGACAUUCAUAGAGACAUAUUAUAGACAGACAUUCACAGAGACCUAUUACAGACAGACUUUCAUAGAGACAUAUUAUAGACAGACAUUCACAGAGACCUAUUACAGACAGACAUUCACAGAGACCUAUUACAGACAGACAUUCACAGAGACCUAUUACAGACAGACAUUCAUAGAGACCUAUUACAGACAGACAUUCAUAGAGACAUAUUAUAGACAGACAUUCAUAGAGACAUAUUAUAGACAGACAUUCACAGAGGAUUAUCUCCAGUGCCAUACAGUUACCACCUCAGUGAUGUCAUCAUUACAUCAAGACCUAAAGAUGCAUUCUGUGCGUAUUCUGGCCACUGGUUGUAAAAGUGGCAUUGUCAAGCCAAAACAGAUCUCUGGAAAUUGUGUACUUUUGACAUUUACAUGAUGAUAUGUGCCCCAUUUCAUCAAAAUCAUUGGCUUUCAAACUUGGAAUAUCAUGUGUAACUGAGGUGAUAGUCAUUCUAAUUAUAGACGCCAUGAUUGGGUGUCCGGUAUAUCUGUCCUGAAGAUAUCCAGCUGUCCUGAAUAUCAGCAACAAGUAUUCAACAAUACUGUGGUAUAAGCACAUAUACACAACAUAUUACACAUGCAGCCCAAAAUGGGGGGUUUUCAGACUGCAUCUUGAAGUAACUGACGUAAGUGAAAAUCUCAUUCUUAAAAGGACUAUAAAUCUACCGCCGCAACAGAGUACCUAACCUCAGAGAACCUUAUUCAUGAUCCAUGAAAACAUUGAAGCAACAUCAGAACAUUCUCCCAUAUCAUUGAAGUAACCCUGACUGAUGGUUGUGACGAUCUUUACUAUAGAGCUGUUGGCUCAUUCCAUCCACACAUACCUUAAAUCACUUUCUGUGUUGUGACAUUCUCUUUCAAAAACCACACUUAUUUAAGCCACUUUUUCCACUGUAGUUCUAGUCAUAGAACUCUUCCUUUAUUCUAGUCAUAUAACCCAAUUCCUUAGUUCUUGUCAUAUAACUCCAUUCCUUUAUUCUAGUUAUAGAACUCUGUUCCUUCAUUCUAGUCAUAGAACUCCGUUCCUUUAUUCUAUUCAUAGAACUCCGCUUCUUCAUUCUAGUCAUAGAACUUAGAUUCUUUAUUCUAGUCAUAGAACUCCAUUCCUUUGUUCUAGUCAUUGAACUCUGCUUCUUCAUUCUAGUUAUAGAUCUUCGUUCCUUCAAUCUAGUCAUAGAACUCUGUUCCUUCAUUCUAUUCAUAGAACUCCGUUCCUUCAUUCUAGUUAUAGAACUUUGUUCCUUCAUUCUAAUCAUAGAACUCCACUUCUUCAUUCUAGUUAUAGAACUCCGUUCCUACAUUCUAGUUAUAGAACUCCUUUCCUUCAUUCUAGUUAUAGAACUCCGUUCCUUCAUUCUAGUUAUAGAACUCUGUUCCUUCAUUCUAUUCAUAGAACUCUGUUCCUUCAUUCUAUUCAUAGAACUCUGCUUCUUCAUUCUAGUUAUAGAACUCCGUUCCUUCAUUCUAUUCAUAGAACUCUGUUCCUUCAUUCUAUUCAUAGAACUCUGCUUCUUCAUUCUAGUUAUAGAACUCCGUUCAUUCUAUUCAUAGAACUCUGUUACUUCAUUUUAUUCAUAGAACUCUGCUUCUUCAUUCUAGUUAUAGAACUCUGUUCUUUCAUUCUAGUCAUAGAACUCCGUUCUUUCAUUCUAGUCAUAGAACUCUGUUCUUUCAUUCUAGUCAUAGAACUCUGUUCUUUCAUUCUAGUCAUAGAACUCCGUUCUUUCAUUCUAGUUAUAGAACUCCGUUCCUUCAUUCUAUUCAUAGAACUCUGUUCCUUCAUUCUAUUCAUAGAACUCUGCUUCUUCAUUCUAGUUAUAGAACUCCGUUCAUUCUAUUCAUAGAACUCUGUUCCUUCAUUUUAUUCAUAGAACUCUGCUUCUUCAUUCUAGUUAUAGAACUCUGUUCUUUCAUUCUAGUCAUAGAACUCCGUUCUUUCAUUCUAGUCAUAGAACUCUGUUCUUUCAUUCUAGUCAUAGAACUCCGUUCUUUCAUUCUAGUCAUAGAACUCCGUUCUUUCAUUCUAGUCAUAGAACUCCGUUCUUUCAUUCUAGUCAUAGAACUCCUCUUCUUCAUUCUAGUUAUAGAACUACUAUGGUCAUUCCUUAAGUAGAAUAGCUCUUAAAGUUCAAGAAGUUUAAUGUUUUUUAUUUUCUUCUUUUGAUUGUUAUACAGAUUGUCUAAAAUGCAAACAGAAUGUAACCUAAAGAUAAGCCAUACCACACUGUGUGUGUGUGUGUACGUGUAUGCGUUUACGUGUGUGUUUUUGUGCUUAGGGUUAGAUUAAGGGCUCAACUCAGUCAAGGCCUCAUUGCAGUAUUUAUGCAGUUGCUCUUUUUCCAAUGAUCAAAUUGACUCAGACUGCUUUUGAGUACUGUACAAAAACCUAAAAAUACUACCAGGGAGAAACUAACUGGUCUCUCCCCGAAUGGAUUCUUUCAGAGUUAAUACCUUGAACCCUUUCUCGAAGACUUGUCCCAAGUAAAUCACUUGUGUGAAACAGAAAGUCCUGCAGAUUUAUGUGGCAGAUUGAAAUCAACAGUGUUGUUUUGUUUCCUAAACGAUUCAGCUAGAUUACAUUUGUGAUUAAACAUGAGAACAGAACUGUUUUAAGUGGCACAGCCUACCUUUUAAACACUGUCUAUGUAGUAUUCAAUAUUUUAUUUUAAUUCCAUUGAGAUAUUUAUGCAGAUUUUAUUGUAGGAAAAACAGUGUUAAUUUGUUCGUGACAAUUUUAUUGUAAAAGACAUCCCACUGCUCUGUGGUGCUUUAGGCCGGGUUUCUGUCUAAGAACUUUGAGGUAAAGCCUUUAAAAAAUAUGUUUUAUUGUUUUUAGUGGUGUGGAUUCCCCAUACUAUCCCUGACAUGGAGAAUUCCACUCUUCUGAAUAAGAAAUGCAGGCCCAGGUUGAAUAUUGGAAAAGAAGAGGCUGCUUUAAAAUUGCCAUGGUGGGUUUGAAUGAAUCCCAGCUGACGUAAAUUCUGCCUUAACCUGUGAAAACUGACAACUCGCAUAGCAGUUUCAUAGCCUAAAUAAAUACAACACCGGAUGUGCAAGUUCCUACUGUUAACAUUUGGAUGUGGCGAGUUGCAUUAUUAGGGUUUAGUUGUCCACAGCCAGCCUUAUAAAGCCAUUAAUCGCACAUAAAUCCUUAUUAACUGCAGCCUCUCCUGUGCUACAGACCUACUCCGAAAUGGCAGCUGUGCAGGUGUCAGCCCGCGCUGGUUAAUGUUUGAGCCGAUUGAACCCAGGCCUUAAUGUGGUUUUUCUUUCGUGUCCAUUUUAACGCACCUUAUUCUGUGUCUGUAUUCAGUUUUGCAGCUCAGUAUUUACUACUGAUCACAUAACUAGAGGCGGAUUUAGGAUCAGCCCUCACUCCAGUUGUCAGCACUGUGGAUCCAUCCGUGUUAAACUGAGCUGGAUAUUCCCCUGUACAGUGGAUCCAUCUGUGUUAAACUGAGCUGGAUAUUCCCCUGUACAGUGGAUCCAUCUGUGUUAAACUGAGCUGGAUAUUCACCUGUACAGAGGAUCCAUCUGUGUUAAACUGAGCUGGAUAUUUCCCUGUACAGAGGAUCCAUCUGUGUUAAACUGAGCUGGAUAUUACCCUGUACAGAGGAUCCAUCUGUGUUAAACUGAGCUGGAUAUUCCCCUGUACAGAGGAUCCAUCUGUGUUAAACUGAGCUGGAUAUUCCCCUGUACAGUGGAUCCAUCCGUGUUAAACUGAGCUGGAUAUUCCCCUGUACAGAGGAUCCAUCCGUGUUAAACUGAGCUGGAUAUUCCCCUGUACAGAGGAUCCAUCCGUGUUAAACUGAGCUGGAUAUUCCCCUGUACAGAGGAUCCAUCCGUGUUAAACUGAGCUGGAUAUUCCCCUGUACAGUGGAUCCAUCCGUGUUAAACUGAGCUGGAUAUUCCCCUGUACAGUGGAUCCAUCCGUGUUAAACUGAGCUGGAUAUUCCCCUGUACAGUGGAUCCAUCCGUGUUAAACUGAGCUGGAUAUUCCCCUGUACAGAGGAUCCAUCUGUGUUAAACUGAGCUGGAUAUUACCCUGUACAGAGGAUCCAUCUGUGUUAAACUGAGCUGGAUAUUCCCCUGUACAGAGGAUCCAUCUGUGUUAAACUGAGCUGGAUAUUCCCCUGUACAGUGGAUCCAUCCGUGUUAAACUGAGCUGGAUAUUCCCCUGUACAGAGGAUCCAUCCGUGUUAAACUGAGCUGGAUAUUCCCCUGUACAGUGGAUCCAUCCGUGUUAAACUGAGCUGGAUAUUCCCCUGUACAGUGGAUCCAUCCGUGUUAAACUGAGCUGGAUAUUCCCCUGUACAGUGGAUCCAUCCGUGUUAAACUGAGCUGGAUAUUCCCCUGUACAGUGGAUCCAUCCGUGUUAAACUGAGCUGGAUAUUCCCCUGUACAGUGGAUCCAUCCGUGUUAAACUGAGCUGGAUAUUCCCCUGUACAGAGGAUCCAUCCAUGUUAAACUGAGCUGAAUGUCUUAUCCAUGCCGUUAGGACACUGAUAAUUAUUCCAUUAAUUUAUUGAAUGUUGAUGACUGUGGAAUAUUGAAACUGUCGAAGCCAGGGGGCUGUGAGGACGGACACGACUUCUGAUCAUCAGUAUUAAAGAUCAAACACCUCCUGA